Cotesia congregata is the source of this 582-nucleotide messenger RNA. NCBI's taxonomy places the organism in Eukaryota, Metazoa, Arthropoda, Insecta, Hymenoptera, Braconidae. The record is from the annotation of a GenBank genome assembly.
AUGGAUUGGAGUAAUGAUCAUGAAACCAAUACAAAAAAACAAUUCAUUCCACGGCUUGGCAGAAGAGCUGGACAUAACGCAAUACCAGAAGAACCUAAAUUUGAUAAAGACACUGAUAGUCCUGUUUUAGCCAUACCAUCUGCGACGUCUGUAAGAACUGCACCAGUAGCACCCCCACGAACACGAAAAACUGGAUGGAGUGAUGAAUCAAAAUCCAACAAGAGUAAGCCAGUGAAUAUAUUUGAUCAGGAGAAAUUACACAGAGACAAUAACAACGAAAGUGACGAUAUUCCUGUAAUUCCGGAUAUUGAAGAAAUCCAAGAUGAAAGUAUUUCUAAUAUAUCAAAUGCUCCAUCCGUUGGAAUAAAUAGAGUUACUGCCUACAAAGAGCUGGAUUCGGAUCUCUUGAAAAACGCAACAUUCGCAUUGUUAGACAAUGUUAAUUUGUCUAUUCUUACGGAAAAAUUAUAUCCUGAAAAAUUAAUUAAGGAAACUGAUGACGUGUGGAAUUGGGAAUAUUUAUUCGCUCAGGUAUCUUCGGAGCUCAACAAUGAAGAACAAAAAAUAAUUAUGGAAGCUUAA